CCACGGUUGAACAGAUGCGAAGAAUGGACGGCUUCAUCAUCGCAGCGAAACAUGACGUGUAAGAGGAGGCGUUGUUCGGUACUGCUGGCAUCGACAUAAGUGGAUCAGACCUCCUGAAGGAAUGUUCACCCUCACAGAAGUAGCAUCCCUGAAUGACAUCCAGCCAACUUAUCGAAUACUGAAACCGUGGUGGGAUGUCUUCAUGGACUAUCUCGGUAUUGUCAUGUUGAUGUUGGCCAUAUUUUCUGGAACGAUGCAGUUAACUAAGGACCAAGUGGUUUGUCUUCCGAUUCUGGAGCCGACUCCAGAGGGGGCUGGGGGCUUCUUGGGACCACAACCACCAGAGACGGCUGAUAGCUUAUGGAACAAAGAAAGCGCCAUCGGAGAGCAGGCGGCUCCUUUAAUGGCUAAAAGGCCUCCUGAUAGCAUCGCUCCCACAAUUCACUUCACACCGUCGGGCACUUUUGGGCAGCCUCAGCCUACAGGUGUCAGGACCAAGCUGGAUUUUCAACAGUAUGUUUUUGUCAACCAGAUGUGCUACCACGUUGCUCUUCCUUGGUAUUCCAAAUAUUUCCCGUACCUCGCUCUAAUCCACACUAUUGUGUUAAUGGUCAGUAGCAACUUCUGGUUCAAGUACCCAAAGACAAGUUCCAAAAUAGAGCACUUCGUUUCCAUCCUGGGAAAAUGUUUCGAGUCGCCGUGGACUACCAAAGCGCUGUCUGAGACUGCGUGCGAGGACUCGGAGGAGAACAAGCAGAGACUGGCUGGUGCCUCCUCCCUCCUGAAGCAUCUGUCCACAAGCAGUGAGGAGGGGAGUCCAAACCAGUCCGCCCCAAUACUGACUAAAUCUGGGGUCACGUUUUCAGUUGAAAAGCUCGUGAGCGAAGUUCCCUCCAUGACCAUACUGGACAAGAAAGACGGCGAACAAGCGAAAGCCCUGUUCGAAAAAGUCCGGAAAUUCCGCGCCCAUGUGGAAGACAGUGACUUGAUUUACAGACUGUACGCCAUUCAGACUGUCAUCAAAACGGUCAAAUUCAUUUUGAUCCUGUGCUACACGAUGACUUUUGUUGCCUCCAUAGAUUUUGACCACGUGUGUGAGCCUGAAAUAAAGCAUUUGACUGGAUACGCCAAGUUCCACUGUACACACAACAUGGCGUUCAUGUUAAAGAAACUCCUUGUUAGUUAUAUUGCUCUCAUAUGUGUUUAUGGCGUCAUCUGUAUAUACACGCUGUUCUGGCUUUUUCGGCGACCACUGAAGGAGUAUUCCUUUGAGAAAGUCAGAGAGGAGAGCAGCUUCAGUGACAUUCCAGACGUUAAGAACGACUUUGCGUUCCUCCUGCACAUGGUCGAUCAGUAUGACCAGCUGUACUCGAAGCGUUUCGGCGUUUUUCUCUCUGAGGUGAGCGAGAACAAACUUCGGGAGAUCAGCCUGAACCACGAGUGGACCUUCGAGAAGUUGCGGCAGCACGUGACCCGCAAUCCUCAAGAAAAGUUGGAGCUCCAUCUUUUUAUGCUCUCCGGAGUGCCAGAUGCUGUGUUUGAUCUCACUGAUUUGGAAAUCCUGAAGCUAGAAUUAAUCCCAGAGGCCAGGAUAACGGCUAAGAUCUCGCAAAUGAUAAACCUCCAGGAGCUGCACUUCUAUCACUGUCCCGCCAAAGUUGAACAGACUGCUUUCAUUUUUCUUCGUGAUCACCUCCGGUGCCUUCAUGUCAAGUUCACAGAUGUUGCUGAGAUUCCUAGCUGGGUAUACUUGUUGAAAAAUUUAAGGGAACUGUACUUGGUUGGUAACCUGAACUCUGAAAACAACAAAAUGAUCGGACUCGAGUCCCUGCGAGACCUCAGGCACUUAAAGAUUCUGCAUCUCAAAAGCAACCUCACAAAGAUCCCGACAAACAUAACAGAUCUGUCUCCACAUCUGGUCAAGCUGGUCGUUCAUAACGAUGGUACGAAGCUCUUAGUGCUGAAUAGUUUGAAGAAAAUAAUGAACCUCGCGGAACUGGAGCUUCUUAACUGUGAGCUGGAGAGAAUCCCCCAUGCUAUCUUCAGUUUGAACAACCUUCAGGAACUGGAUUUAAAAUCCAACAACAUUCGCACCAUCGAGGAGAUCAUCAGCUUUCAGCACCUCAAGAGACUGACGUGCCUCAAGCUCUGGCACAAUAAGAUCAUCACCAUUCCGUUGUCAAUUAGCCACGUCAAAAACCUCGAGUCGCUCUAUCUGUCACACAACAAGCUCGAGUCUCUACCCUCAUCGUUAUUCACCCUUCUCAAGCUGAGGUACCUCGAUGUUAGCCAUAACUCCGUCGUGGUUAUACCACUGGAGGUGGGCUUCCUGCAGAACCUCCAACAUUUUGCCAUCACCGGCAACAAAGUCGAGGUAGUUCCCAAGCAACUGUUCAAGUGCGCCAAACUGAGGACCUUAUGUCUCGGCCACAACUGCAUCACCUCCAUUCCUGAGAAAAUUGGCCAGCUCUCGCAGCUGACACACCUGGAGCUGAAGGGAAACUGUCUGGACCGUCUCCCGGCUCAGCUCGGCCAGUGCUGCCUCCUGCGCAGGAGCUGCCUGAUUGUGGAGGAUCAUCUCUUUGACUCGCUCCCCAUGGAGGUCAAAGAGAGCAUCAAUCAGGAGUCUAGCGUUUCUUUUCCAAAUGGGUGUAAGUGUCUGAGUGAUGGCCGGUAGUCACAUUUUCGUGGCAUCAAAUGUCGUGCAUUUAACCGUAGGUUAGUGAAGUCUUUUUUUUUCAUCAUGUCGUUAGAACAGUAGUUCAGGGUACGGUGUUGGUACGCUUCGUGAUGUUUUAGCAGCUUAUUAAAUGAACACAUCACAGCACAUACAAGGUCGGUACCGCUGGAGAGAUUAAAAAUGCUCAUGGCUUAUGUCAUGUCUGUAUUUGUUAUUUUUUCAUUUUAUGUUUGGUUAAUGUAGGGGCAAAGUAGCAGUUAAAUCACUUUGCUUAUAUUUUUUACCUUUUGUAUGCAGAUAUAUCUAUAGUGGAUCUACGGACAUUUGUAUCAUUUUAAACAAUCCACCUUUUUAUCUCUGUGGCUUCAUUUGGUUUUCUUCAGAUCAACAGGAUGCACUUAAAAUAGCUUGAUUUAAAGAGAUGGUUCACUCAGAUUACAGACAACACAUCUCACUUUCCUGUAAUUUAAUCUUGCCAUGGAGGCAGUUUUAGUUUCGUCAACCCAAGUUUUGACUGUGAGGUUUUCACCAUGAUGCAAACAGAAUUUGGUCUGCGAUGCUCACGACAUUAGAUAUGAGCUACUUUUCUUCCCAGCAACAAUGUCCACAGUAGCCUUGCAGUUUUUGAUCAAAGACGUAUUGUUGGUUGAACCAGUUUACAGCAAGUGUGUUGAUUAUCCAGAGUGAACAGGACAUGUUCAGCUGCUAAACACCAUAAAUAUACUGCCAUUCUCCCACAUUAUAUUGGGAUUGAGGCAGAAACCUCAGACACAGAAACUCAAAACUUGAGCAAAUAAAACCAAAACUGCCUGUCUGACCAGAAACUACGAUGUUACAUGAGAAAAUACAGUUUUCUGACAUUUAGGAGAACUGACCCUUUAAAAACGGCUUAUUUACGUAAAUAUUUGGUGCAAAGUUGAAGAAAAGUUUAGGUAUAACUGAUGUUAUUAACCGGAUGCAUUCCAAUUUGAAUAUACUUGUAAUAAAUUUUCAAAUUAUUCACCAAAAUGAUGACGGUUCCCAUGUGAUCCUUUUCUCUACUUGCCAUUAUUUUUGAUACAGCAGUUUUUCAGACAGUAGUUUUCUUUCUCUUGUUCGGGCUCUCAUGUUUUAUUCUCGUAAACAGUAUAUUUAUCAUGUAUUUUGUGUGUUCUUUGUAUGUAUUUAUUAUCUCAUUGUGUUUUAUCUG
Molecule: messenger RNA, 3869 nt
Organism: Chelmon rostratus (copperband butterflyfish)
Lineage: Eukaryota; Metazoa; Chordata; Actinopteri; Chaetodontiformes; Chaetodontidae
Gene: lrrc8db
Product: leucine rich repeat containing 8 VRAC subunit Db
Exons: 2
Coding region: 122-2677 (851 amino acids)
Molecular function (GO): protein binding
Source: RefSeq, a predicted model, not a curated record